UACUUUUUAUCUUAAAUACAUUUCAUUGUGAGGUUAAGUCACCACAUAAUUAGAUCGCAUUUGCGUGUAUAAAUUUGAUUUGUCACUAAACAAUUUCACUUUUUCCAUUUAAACGCUAACAAUUACUGACUUGUGGCGCUAAAAGUGUAGUUUUUUUGUGUUAAAUUAGCUAUAUAUUUCCGCUGUCUCAAUUUUCAUAUUUUAUUUUAAUAUUUUCAUUUAUAUCGACCACAAUAAUAAUAAUAAUAAUAAUAAUACACAUACACAUACACAAUCAAGGUCUCGACUGUGUGACAAAAAAUAAUUUACAAAAAAAUCGAAACAAAUAGAAAAAAAAUGUACAAAAUAAAAAAAAAUAAGAACAAAACAGUCAUUUGCUCUCUUAAAGUCUAAAGUUCGUCUUGUAUAUAAACAUACACAUUUGAACUGCAUUUGUUGCACAUUGUUUUUCUGAGAUCUUUUGUAUUGUUGCACUUUAUAAUAUUAUUUCUUUUUAAUUCAUUGUGAUAUGUUGUGUACAGAGCAUGUUACAAACACAAUUUCCCGUGGGAUUAAUAAGGUUUUUCUGAUACUGAUAUAUAGGUGCAUAUAAUAGGCAUCAAGUUGCAAAGGGGGCGGUAAUUAAUCUUGAUUAAUCAGCGCAGGUGUCGUUCAUUUACCGCCUGGUCCAUAAAAGCCGCGAGCGCGACUCGCUCGCCAAAGAACCGACAGAAAAAAAAAAAAGGAAAAAUCCGCGCAGCUCAGACGUGUCUGCAACUGGAACAUGGCAAAGGAGAAGACUCACGUGAACGUGGUGGUCAUCGGCCACGUGGACAGCGGGAAGUCCACCACCACCGGUCACCUGGUCUACAAGUGCGGAGGCAUCGACCAGCGGAAGCUGGAGAAGUUCGAGAAGGCCGCGGUGCAGAUGGGCAAGAGCUCCUUCAAGUUCGCCUGGGUGCUGGACAAGCUGAAGGCGGAGCGCGAGCGCGGCAUCACCAUCGACAUCUCGCUGCUGAAGUUCAACACGCAGCGCUUCAGCAUGACGGUGAUCGACGCGCCCGGGCACCGAGACUUCAUCAAGAACAUGAUCACCGGAACCUCGCAGGCUGACGUGGCUCUGCUGGUGGUCUCAGCGGCUAAAGGGGAGUUUGAGGCGGGCGUGUCCCGGAGCGGUCAGACCCGCGAGCACGCCCUGCUGGCCUACACGCUGGGCGUCAAGCAGAUGAUCGUGUGCGUGAACAAGAUGGACCAGACGGAGCCGCCGUACAGCCAGAAGCGCUUCGACGAGGUGGCGCGAGGCGUCCAGGGCUUCCUCAAGAAGAUCGGCUACGAUCCCGCCACCAUUCCCUUCGUCCCCAUCUCGGGCUGGACCGGAGAGAACAUGAUCACCGCCACUCAGCGGAUGCCCUGGUUCCAAGGAUGGAAGGUCCGACGCAGGGAAGGAAACCGAAGCGGGAAGACUUUACUUGAGGUUCUGGAUUCCAUUCAGCCGCCGGUCAGAACCAUCAACAAGCCUCUGAGGCUCCCCCUGCAGGACGUCUACAAGAUCGGAGGAGUUGGGACGGUUCCAGUGGGGAAGAUCGAGACCGGCGUCCUCAAACCCGGCAUGACCCUGAUGUUCUCGCCGGCCAAGCUGACCGCAGAAGUCAAGUCCAUCGAGAUGCACCACCAGGGUCUGGAGACGGCGCUGCCCGGACACAACGUGGGCUUCAACAUCAAGAACGUCUCGGUGAAGAACCUGCGGCGAGGAGACGUGGCGGGAAACGCCCAGCACGACCCUCCGUCCGACGUCCGGAGCUUCGAUGCACAGAUCAUCGUCCUGAACCAUCCUGGCAGAAUCAAGGCCGGCUACUCUCCGGUCCUGGACUGCCACACAGCCCACGUGACCUGCCGCUUUGCCGAGCUGAAGGAGAAGCUGGACCGCCGCACCGGGAAGAAGAUGGAGGACCGCCCCCAGCUGCUUAUGUCGGGAGACGCCGCCACCGUCACGCUGGUCCCCAUCAAGCCUAUGUGUGUGGAGAGCUUCUUCACCUUCCCACCUCUAGGUCGCUUCGCUGCCAGAGACCUGAAGCAGACGGUCGCCGUCGGGGUCAUAAAGUCUGUGGAGAAGGACCUGGGAUCCAAGCACGCCAAGGUCCAAACGUGUAAAUAGAUUGUGUACCAGUCUUCUGGUACUUGUGCUUUAUGUUGACGUUUUUAUAUUUUUAAAGCCAGUUUUUGUGUUGACGCACAAAGUAUUUAUGUUGAACUUGAGAAGGAGGGUCCCUGUGUUGGAUCCUAAAGAAGCUGCAGAGAUGGACGCUUUAUUUCGGUUAAAUGUAAGACGAACAUUUGAGGAAAAUAAAGACUCUGGAUGACAAACUUGUGUGUUCACUGCUCAGAACUAGAGCACAACCUCUGGUGCCCUUUGAGUGUCUCUAGCAUCGGCUAUAUGCUUCAAUAGAAGUGUCGAUCACUUCUCCAAG
Synchiropus splendidus (mandarinfish) is the source of this 2447-nucleotide messenger RNA. RefSeq names its product eukaryotic translation elongation factor 1 alpha 1, like 3 (gene eef1a1l3). Lineage: Eukaryota; Metazoa; Chordata; Actinopteri; Syngnathiformes; Callionymidae. Gene Ontology annotation, molecular function: translation elongation factor activity; GTPase activity; GTP binding. The record is from RefSeq and is a predicted model, not a curated record. Gene Ontology annotation, biological process: translation; translational elongation. The coding region runs from base 764 to 2134 and encodes 456 amino acids. The transcript has 7 exons.